AUGGAAGGGAACACCCAGCUCAUGAAGGUGAUCCAGGAAAUGCGUUCUGAGAUCAACAAGCUAGAAAAGGAGAAUAAGGCUCUCCGAGUGGAGCUGGACUUCACCAGCCAGAAGGCCUCUGCUUGGGAAGGCAACAGAGAAAAAGGGGAAGCCAGAAGGACCAGCACUCUAGGGGAAGAGCUGGUCACUGCACCCAUAGCCAUUCACAGGACGGUCUCAGCGGAUUCUGCCCUGGCCCUGAAGGAACCCAAAGGUAAUAUCAUGACCGUUAGACGCUAUACCAUUUCCUCAUCUGUUCAUUCUUUUGCGGCCCAUGAGCAUUGUAAAUCGGGAAAAGGACACAUGAGCAGCGGCAUUCUAGAAGCCCAGGGAAUGAUGAAAUCACCAGCCUGCUCUCCAGUUACAAAGCUAGCCAACGAAGAUGGAAAGGGAUUUGCCGCAGGUUGUUUUACCAGCAACACUUCUAAUAAAAGGACUUUUCAAGACCAUGUUUUUAAGUGCAGGGGCAAAAUAAAAGCGGUGAGUUUCCUGUUACCCAUGGAGAUGUCAUCAUAUUCCAAAGACCCAGAUUCGUUGGAAUGCAUACAAAAUCAGAACCCAAAGCAGCUGAGCACCAUUAUGGAAAAAGACAUGUGAGACCAAUGAAUUUGUAAAGACCAUUUGAUUCUGAAGAUGAGAGCCCUAAAAUGAUCACUAUGUGUGUGUGUGUCAGGUUUCUUCUGCAAAGUGCUUUUGGCAAGAUCCCCGCUGGGAAUCACAAAAGACUUUGUGUCAGGUCACUGGCCUCUUGUUUGGCAAGGAAUCCCUGAAUCUGUUGAGAACAAUUGGUAAUGAGAUCUCCAUAGAUCUCAUUCUUGUACCUUGGAGGCCUGAUUUGUGUACAGUUGGCAGCUGCUGCAGGCCUCUUGCUCAUAAAAUGAAUCACUUCAUGGGAUAACAACAUGUCCAUGCUCAGACUGUGCUGUUCUUAUCUUCCCAGGAGAGACAAUUAGUCCCUUUGGA
Messenger RNA from Antechinus flavipes (yellow-footed antechinus), 1002 nucleotides. It is a transcript of the gene CCDC195, whose product is annotated as coiled-coil domain containing 195. Lineage: Eukaryota; Metazoa; Chordata; Mammalia; Dasyuromorphia; Dasyuridae. The transcript is spliced from 3 exons. Bases 1 to 636 code for a protein of 211 amino acids. The record is from RefSeq and is a predicted model, not a curated record.